This is a messenger RNA of Rhea pennata, 1671 nucleotides long. It is a transcript of the gene TULP1, whose product is annotated as TUB like protein 1. NCBI's taxonomy places the organism in Eukaryota, Metazoa, Chordata, Aves, Rheiformes, Rheidae. The transcript is spliced from 14 exons. The record is from RefSeq and is a predicted model, not a curated record. Bases 1 to 1671 code for a protein of 556 amino acids. Gene Ontology annotation, biological process: protein localization to cilium. Gene Ontology annotation, molecular function: actin filament binding. Gene Ontology annotation, cellular component: cilium.
AUGCCGCUGCACGCCGAGAUCCUGCGGGAGGUCUGGGCCGCCGAGAGCAUGGACGAGGAGGCCGGGAGCCCCCAGCCCCACAAACCCAAGCAGCACCCGCAGCCGGGGCAGAAGCUGAAGAAGAAGCGGCAGGAGCCCGCGCAGGAGGCCAAGCCCCGGAGGCUGAAGGUGAAGAAGUCGGGAGAUUCGGGCGCCGCGGAGGAGCCCUGCGCCCCGGCCCAGGGCGUCAAGAAGCUGAGGAAGAAGAAGGAGGAGAAAGGGGAGGAAGAGGGCGACAAGGACCCUUCCUGCAAAUCCGUCCAAGAGCCUCGGCGGAAGAAGGAAAGCCCUCCGCGCCGCCCCGCCAGGGCCGCGAGGAAGCCGCGCGAGCGUGCCAAGGAUUCGGAGGAGGAUUCGGAGGAGGAGGAAGAGGAGGAGGAAGAGGAGGAGGAGGCGGCGAAUAAAGACCCACCGAAGAAACUCAAAAAGAAGGUGCCCAAAGAGACGCCGUCGGGCGAAAGCAAGGAGAAGAGGGCGAAGCCGAAGGGCGACAAGAGCGACCCGGAGGGCAAGGCCAAAGCUGCCCAGAGCACCAGGAAGGAGCAGACGUCCAUGUUCCAAGUGAACAGCGAGAAGAAGGAGAAGAAAGGGAAGAAGAAAGCCGCGGCUGGCAGCGAGCAGGAGGACGACUCCGACUCCAGCACCAAGCCCAUCAGGUCGGAGAAGAAGAAAAACCCGGCGUCCCUCUUCCAGACGGGCGGAGAGCCCCCCAAGGAGAAGAAGACCAAAAAGAAAGCUCCCGCCAGGGCCGCCGGGGCCGGGAGCGAGGAGGAGAGCCCGGAGAGGGAGCAGAGGAACUCCAACAGGAAGGGCAAGGGGAAGAAGCCGAAGAAGAAGGAGGAGAGAGCCGCGUCGCCCGGCGUCGAGGUGGGCGACCUGGAGGAGUUCGUGCUGCGCCCGGCGCCCCAGGGCGUCACCGUCAAGUGCCGGGUCACCCGCGACAAGAAGGGCAUGGACCGCGGGCUCUACCCCACCUACUACCUGCACCUGGACAACGAGCGAAAGGUGUUCCUGCUCGCCGGGCGGAAGCGCAAGAAGAGCAAAACCUCCAACUACCUCAUCUCCAUCGACCCCACGGACCUGUCGCGGGGCGGCGAGAAUUUCAUCGGCAAGCUGAGGUCCAACCUCAUGGGCACCAAGUUCACCGUGUUCGACAACGGCGCCAACCCCGACCGGGCCAACGCCGACUGGUCCAACGUGCGGCAGGAGCUGUCGGCCGUGGUCUACGAGACGAACGUCUUGGGCUUCAAAGGACCCCGCAAGAUGACAGUCAUCAUCCCCGGCAUGAACGCCGAUAACGAGAGGGUGCCGAUCCGGCCCCGAAACGACAACGACGGGCUCCUCAUGAGGUGGCAGAACCGAAACCUGGACAACAUCAUCGAGCUGCACAACAAGGCGCCCGUGUGGAACGACGAGACCCAGUCGUACGUCCUCAACUUCCACGGCCGCGUCACCCACGCCUCCGUCAAAAACUUCCAGAUCGUGCACGGCGACGACCCCGACUACAUCGUGAUGCAGUUCGGGCGCGUGGCCGACGACGCCUUCACCAUGGACUACAACUACCCGCUGUGCGCCGUGCAGGCCUUCGCCAUCGCCCUCUCCAGCUUCGACGGCAAGCUGGCCUGCGAGUAG